AUGUCUCGUCUCUCAAUGCUAGUCCUAUCUCUCCUAGCUGUCGUUACUGCUUCCCCAUGGCAGUCUGUGGAAUCCAAGCAGGUCGUUAAACGUCAGCUUCCUCAGUGUGCAGGCUACGGAUCUGUUUGUCGGCUUGACUUUACAAAUCAGGUCAAUGUCACCAAAGAUGAAUUUUACACCGAAGAUGGAGAUUUCUGUACUUGUCCCGUUGGCACUGUGAGUCUGCCAGAACCCUACAGUCUCCUAGAUUUCGAACUAACACACGGUGAUCAGUGCAGUACAGUGUUCAUAGAUGAUGGAAAUGAGAAGUUCGAUUCAUACACUAAACACAGCAUGUUAUCAUAA
Talaromyces atroroseus is the source of this 345-nucleotide messenger RNA. RefSeq lists its product as hypothetical. The coding region runs from base 1 to 345 and encodes 114 amino acids. The record is from RefSeq and is a predicted model, not a curated record. NCBI's taxonomy places the organism in Eukaryota, Fungi, Ascomycota, Eurotiomycetes, Eurotiales, Trichocomaceae. The transcript has 5 exons.